Molecule: messenger RNA, 501 nt
Organism: Lottia gigantea (owl limpet)
Lineage: Eukaryota; Metazoa; Mollusca; Gastropoda; Lottiidae
Exons: 1
Source: RefSeq, a predicted model, not a curated record
GCAACAAAUUCACACAGUGGGGGACUAGCAACAGAUACACACAGUGGCAGACUUGCAACAGAUACACACAGUAGCAGACUAGCAACAGAUUCACACAGUGGCAGACUAGCAACAGAUACACACAGUGGCAGACUAGCAACAGAUACACACAGUGGCAGACUAGCAACAGAUACACACAGUGGCAGACUAGCAACAGAUACACGCAGUGACAGACUAGCAACAGAUACACACAGUGGCAGACUAGCAACAGAUACCCACAGUGACAGACUAGCAACAGAUUCACACAGUGGCAGACUACCAACAGAUAAACACAGUGGCAGACUAGCAACAGAUACACACAGUGGCAGACUAGCAACAGAUACACACAGUGGCAGAAUAGCAACAGAUACACACAGUGGCAGACUAGCAACAGAUACACACAGAGGGAGACUAGCAACAGAUACACACAGUGGCAGACUAGCAACAGAUACACACAGUGUCAGACUAGCAACAGAUACACAC